GGAUCACUUUCACAAUUUCCGAAACGAAAUAAAAAUGGCGCCAGCUGAAAUUCUAUGAAGAACAAAAAGUCGACUGCUAGGCAUAGUGACAGAGUGUGCAAAUUAUUUAACACUUUUGUUAACUUCUUCGCAGUGUCUGGUCACCACAUAGUUAUUAAGGACAGCAGGUAGUCAUGGAUUUUGGAAACAGAUCGAAAGCGCGCUCGAAGGUUGAUGAGAGUAAUGUAACAAUUGACGAACACUACCCACAUCGCUUGCAGCUGUACAGCACCCCGCCCUCAGGCACCAUUUCUCUUCAGGAAUUUGAAGAACUGGCAGUUGAAAGACUGAAGGUUUUGAAAGCUGUGGAGACGAUUGGAAUCACGCAUCAAAAGGGAACUCCGAAAUACCUUGAGCUGUUGACGAAAGAAAUCUCUGCUACCAAAUUGAAGGACUCUAUUCUUCAGAAGCGGAAAUUGCCACCAGGAGAGGAAGUUGAGAACAGAGUUCGGGAUCACAUUUCUCAUUUUAUUCUGAGAUUGGCAUAUUGCAGAUCAGAAGACCUGAGAAGAUGGUUCCUCACUCAAGAAUUAGACUUGUUCAGAUUUCGGUUCCAGGAGGAAAAUACAGAGAGUAAGGCCAGGUUUCUAAAGUGUGCAGGACUGAAGUACAAACCAGUUUCUACAGAAGAACGGGACUCAGUUGUCAAAGAGCUGGAUGGUACAGAUCACUUGACAAACACCACAGACCUUGAAUAUUAUAAGGUACCUUUUACGGAAGCUCUUGAUUUGGUGCGAGGGAGAAAAGUGUUCUUGCGAGCUGGAUUUGCUUACGUUCCAAGAGAUGACUUGGUUUCCAUUCUCCUCUCAGUGUUUAGAGUUCAGCUCUCGCAUGCCUUAGCGAUUACGGCGCGGGCACUGCCGGGCAUGGAGGAAGAUGGACGCCUGUUGCCCAUGCUGUGUGGCCUCAGUAAAAGGUACCUGGGUCAGGACUACAGCGUCAAGAAACAGAACGUUGGUGUUGUUACUGCUGAUAUGAUUGAUAUGCUGUCGAAGAAGUCGUUCCCCCUGUGCAUGCAGAAUGUCCAUGUCCAUCUCAAACAGAGCCACCAUCUUCGCCACGGCAGCAGACUUCAGUACGGCCUUUUCCUCAAGGGUAUUGGCCUGUCCUUGGAAGAGGCUGUGAAAUACUUCCGAAUAGAAUUUAUGAAAAGCAUGGACGUUGAUACGUUUGACAAGAAAUAUUCCUAUGGUAUACGGUACAACUACGGCAAAGAGGGCAAGAAGACGGACUACACACCGUUUGGCUGUAUGAAAAUCAUCAUGAACAACCCACCUGCCACUGGGGACUCACAUGGUUGUCCUUUCCGUCAUUUUGACACAGAUUUGCUGAAACAAAGAAUAUCUUCACAAGGUUUGACGAAAGAGGGAGUUGAGACGGUGAUGAAGUAUACCAAAGGCGGUCACUGUCAGGUGGCUUGUGCCAAAUACUUUGAGCUGACUCAUGGGAUCAGUGACAGCGGCACAGAGGUGGAGAUGGUUAUACAGCACCCGAACCAGUACUUUGAGCGCAGUCAGAAGUUGCUCAAUGGUCCAGCAAAGCCUUCAUCGACACCUAGAACUGUGAAAAUUGUCAGCUCACAGUCCAGCACACCGGGUUCAUCUGGCGGCAGUGCAGUUGUCGUGAAAUCGGAGCCAAUAGAUGAAGACAUGGACGAUGAUAUGGGGUUCUCUGCGACAGAGCUGGCGUCAUUAGAUGAGAUGGCUGCGGCGUGAUGUGAAAAUGUGCAAAGUUGUUUAUUUAUGACUAGUUUACGUCAACUCGUGUGUAAUAUUUCCUGUUAAUUAUUUGGUAAUUUUUUUAAUUGACAAAGCCUGAUUUGUAACAAAUUCUCCUUUUAUUUUGUAUGUCAUGGAUUGAAAAUAAGAGGCACAACAUCCGAGUUGUUUGCAUAGGACAUUCAAUUUAGAUGAAAGUGAGGUCUGACAAAUUGACAAAUUUCUAGCUAUUUCAUUGGGUCCGAGAUUGCUGGUGUAAGGUAUGUAGUUUAUUUACCUUGAAUUGUUGCUAUUGUUGUUAUCCAUCCAGCAACAAACUUGAUUUAAGAAACAGAAAUUUCUAUUCUUGAAGGUGAGUUCAAGGUUUUGUUGAGUUCGGUAUCGAGGAAUGCGUGGUUUACAAUAUUUUGUAAAAUGUAUAUGUUUUAUUUACAAUCUGUUUAUAUGUUCUGUAUGAAGUUUCUUCACAUUUAUUAGUCAGUCAGUGAGUGGUUCUGGAAAAGAAUGGAAAAUAGUUAUAAGCGUCUGUCUUUGUACUGUACAUGAUAUAUUCAUGUCUGGGCGAAUUUGAAUUUGACAUUUCAAGAUUAAGAAUCUUUGUCACCAUCAUCAACUUAACCCUCACUGCUUUUGUUACACAUGUUUAUGUUUACAGACUGAUGAAUACGUGAUACACAACUUUAUUAAAUAUUUCCUGUUAGGAGCUCAUGACAUGACUCUUUGGGACAGCGUUAUUUUAAUCAAGCUUUUGUUGUCUCAAUUAUAAUAUAUUGGAGUAAAUUCAACUGUUGCAAUUCUAGUUGAUGGAUAGAAAAGGUUUUUCACCCCAACCUCCUCCCCACCUGGCACAGUUUAAAUCUUUUGAGAGGCAGGCUGCUUUGUCCCUGGCUGUGAUAGGUGUGUGUCAGCAGAAAGACAGAGAUUUGAUAAUGACUUCUCGACUGUGUAGUCGAACUUUGGUCUUGUGCAUGCUAGGCAAAGAGCAUAAUCUGUAUUCUGUAAACACCAAUUAUGUUGAUUGUGGAUAAAUGAAAAUGUAGAUAUCAUUUCAUACUAAAAGGAGGGAUAAUUAUGAUGGGUGGGUUGACAAAACAGGGUUAGAGAAUAAAGUGGUGGUUGCUAUCGAGUGAGAGUAGUACUCAUACAGUAUCCCAGCUGACAGACAAGUUAUCUGCCUAUUCCACCCUGGUACUGGGUAUAGAAGGCUCGCCUCCUGUCUCUGUUCAAGGCCUUGUCUUGUCACAUUGUGGACUGGCUUCCUAAGCUGGUGCUCUGGUGUGGUUUGAUCUGUUUGAUCUUUAUUUCUUAUCAAACAUCUCUUGUCCUGAUCUCUCCUUCUU
Aplysia californica (California sea hare) is the source of this 3097-nucleotide messenger RNA. Its product is annotated as DNA primase large subunit. The record is from RefSeq and is a predicted model, not a curated record. The coding region runs from base 174 to 1754 and encodes 526 amino acids. NCBI's taxonomy places the organism in Eukaryota, Metazoa, Mollusca, Gastropoda, Aplysiida, Aplysiidae. Gene Ontology annotation, biological process: DNA replication, synthesis of primer. Gene Ontology annotation, cellular component: alpha DNA polymerase:primase complex. The transcript is spliced from 12 exons.